This is a messenger RNA of Apus apus (common swift), 7610 nucleotides long. RefSeq names its product spermatogenesis associated 6 (gene SPATA6). Gene Ontology annotation, molecular function: myosin light chain binding. Lineage: Eukaryota; Metazoa; Chordata; Aves; Apodiformes; Apodidae. The transcript is spliced from 13 exons. Gene Ontology annotation, biological process: motile cilium assembly; spermatogenesis. Bases 244 to 1680 code for a protein of 478 amino acids. The record is from RefSeq and is a predicted model, not a curated record.
CCGGCAGCCCGAGGGACGGGAGGCGGGCCCGGCCCGGCCCGGGGCUGCGGGAGGGGAGGCGGGCCGGGCCCGGCCGCCGCUCGCCCACAGCCUCCUCCCCUCACGCCGCGGUCCGCCCCGCCGGGGAGGGUUGUUGUGCGCAUGCGCGGCGGGCCCGCCCGCUCUUCCCCGGCGCGGGGCCGGAAGCCCCGGUUGCCGUGACGACGGCGUCGCUGCCGCGGCCCCGGCCCGGCCCGGCCGCCCAUGCCGCGGAAAGCGCUGCUCUGCGUCCUGCAGCUGGACCUCCGCUCGGUAACUUGCCCUGGAGUGGUUUUGAAAGGCAGAGAGGAACUUUAUCUCAGUGUUUCUGUACUUGGGCAGUACAAAAAGACUCAACAUGUCCCUGCAGCCUUUCCACUCUUCUUUCAAGAAAAACUAGUAUUUGAAAAGGCAUUUCCUGAGGUAGUUGAUCCUGGUGAUCUCGUGGAGUUACUGGAACUUGACACAGCAGUACUUGAACUAAUACAGCUCGUUCCUCCAGUAGGAAAAAUUCUAGCUACAUAUGAAGAAAAUACAAGAGAUUUCCUGUUCCCUGACCCUAAGCUUACCCGUGGGCACCGUGGUGUAGAUCGUGAGAUUUUAAUGAAGAGGUCGUCUUCUUUUGCAGGAAUUGCACCAAAAUUGAGAUUUUCUACAAGCUCCCUUAUUACAGAAAGUCUGUUAAGCUCAGAAAGGAGUCACAUACAGGGUGAUAUGAAAGGGGGACAUCAGUCAACCCCAAAUGGAAAAGUGCAAACCAAGUUACCAAAGAAAAAUACUCUUUCACCUGAGAAAAGCAGGCACAGCUUAGCAACAAAGAGCUACCAGCAACCUACAAUAGCUUCUAAAUCCCGUUCUCCAUCUCCGUACACAAAGAGACGAAUGUGUGAGCUCUCACAAGAAGCUGGACAACGACUGGCCCAUUUAAACCUUGGACCUUAUGAAUUCAGAAGAGAAACUGAUAAACCCCCAUUUGUAGUUAGACGGGUUGAACAACGAAGUCCUAGUAUUAAACUUCAUACUUGGUGUCCCAUGCAAGAAAGCACAGCAGAAGCCUGGACCAAGGUAAACCAUGAUUCUUCUCUUCUUGGCAGCUACAGACCCAAGAAAGCCAAAGCAAAAUCUAUUCAUGGAAAAGACUUGGACAGUUCUGAUGUCUGCACUAAGGAUGGGAUCUCAGACCCAACCAGCAGACAGUCCCAUGCUGCGGGUUUAUUUCAGCGUUCAGCACCUCCAGCAUUUCAGGAGCAAGCUCCGAGUUCUGUGCUACAACGAUCUUCUCUAAGGGAGAGAUUUAGCUCUGCUUGGCCUUCACCAGCAAAUGGAGAGGAGAUCCAUAAAAGAAUUAAAAAUAUUUUAAGGACACACAGUGCGAGACAGCGCCUGAUACUUGAUGAGAGUGACGCAUCAAAAGGAGACUUGAGGAAGACAAGAGAAUCUUUGCUUGAAGCACCUUUAUCCAUGAGUGAACUGCAGAGCAGUUCACCAGUGCAGCAGAAAACUUCUGUUCACUUGGAUAAUGGUGAAUAUUGGUCUAGUCGUGCAGCUGCAUACAAAGGGAAGUCUCACAGAGCAAUCUUUGAAGAGAGUCUCUCAAAAAUAUAUAGAAACAUGUACCAAAAAGCUUCUGGCACUGUUUCAGACCAAAUAAUGCACUCCUGAUAGCAAUUCACCUGAAAAUGCACAGUGUUCAGGUUUUUAAUUAAACCUGUUUUUAUAUAAAACAAAUAUUUGUACUCUAUUUUUAAAGAAUAUUUAUGGUUGGGCAUGGUUUUGGAGAAAUGGGGUUGUGACCUGGGUUGCUAAGAGAGAACUGUUGACAUCCCCCUAUGUGUCUGUCCUGCCUCCCAAAAAAAAACCACCACACCAAACAACAGCAACCAAGCCCCUCCACACUUAAUCAGAUGGUGUUGCUCUUCUGAGACUAUGAAAAGAAAGUAAUUUGAAGACUAGUAGGUCUACUGGACAUGGCUGUCAUUGCAUCAACUCAGGUUUCAGUUGCAGCCAAUUCUUUUUAAAGAAUUAAAGCUAUUUAGUAACAUAAACAGAAUUAGUGGAAGCAGCAAUGUCCUGGUGUUAAGAGAAGGGGUCUAAAGAGGAAGGUGAAUGUGAAUUUUGAUUUAAAGGUGUUCCAUCUGGGGCAAAGGGAACUGUUUUCUAGAAAAUUGCCUUUGGAUUGUUUAUUUUUGAGAAGGGCAGAAACUCUGAUACUGACUAUAGACAUGCUUGCAAAGUGGUUUCAGGACCCUUUACUCACAGAUUGUCUAAUACUGUCAAAUUUUAAAAGAAGCCCACCUAGCCCAGCAGCCUUUUUAUCAGAAGAAAGGUCAUCUUCACACACCCUGUGCAUUUUGAAGUUUCCAGGUUCUCUUGGAUGCAGCCAUGACAUUUGCCAAUACGCUUGUAAUUUUAAAAAAUAUGAAGAAGGAACGAGUGUGGAUGGGAGACAUGCUGGAGCUAGUGAGCAAGCUCCUCAUACACCCUGUACAGGCCUUCUGAAGCUCCUGCAUCACAAUCCCACCUAAUUUGGAGCCCUUCCUUCCCAGUCUGCUGGGAUCCUGUUGGCAGAAAUCGCAUCGUUUUUGCUAAAGGCCACCAAAUGUUCAUCAGCAGUUUGAUGCUCUCCCCAGGGGUGGAACCUUUUCAGCCUUGCAUUGAACAGAUCCCACAUUAACAGACCAGGGCAAAUUGCCCAUCUAUUGAAAAGCAGACUGUUUUAAAAGGGCAAGAGUGUCCAUCUCCUGCUUCCUUGCAGAAUGUGGGGAGAAAAAACAAAUGCCUGUUUUGGCUCCUUUCCUGGCUGAGCGAACAGAUUCAGUUACACCAGUGCCAUUUUACCUGUUAUGAAUGGAUGAAGGACAAAGCUAGCAGUACAGAUGGCAGAACAUAUGACUGUAACCUGCCAGCAUGCCUAGAUAAACAAAAAGUUGGGCUACUCUGCCUUCCGUCGUUUAAUGCUGAGACAACAUAAUUGAUUUGAGGAAGCAGUUGGUGAGCAAUGAUGCUAGUGGGGAAGCACGUUGAAAGGCUUCGUGCUUCUGUUUCAGCAAAGGGGACUCUCAGAGGAAGUGUCUUGUGUACAGACAUUUCUGUUCCUUGUAACUGUUGAACCAGUUGAAGUGAAUUAACCCUGAUAACUUCCUGUCCCUGAUGCCAUUUAGCACAUUAGUGCUUUCAAAGGGCAUUAGUUGCAGUCUUAUGCUGUGGGUGAGUGUUGAGUCACUGUGUGAAGCAGUAGCAGCACAACUGUUUGCAGAAGUGAAAAGUAAAACUUGGCACUAGCUGUGCCACUGAAGGCAUGGUGGCCAUGGAGUAUUGUCCUACCCCUACCUGGUAGUCACCCAUUCAUUAGUCUGUUCCUGUGACCUCAUAUUAGUCCCUAAAGGAAUAGGUUCUUUCUCCUUGCUGUUCAGGAAAGUAGGCAUGUUCAAAUGGAUCCUAAAUAGCCAGGGCACAUUCUGAGAGAUACUCUCCGAGCUUUUGGUUCAAAAUGGAUCUACUGAAAUCCGAUGGUUGCUGCUGUGUGUUUGAGCCAGAAGUUUCAUUGCUCUUCUCAUGGUAUCCCAGGGUUUCAAUUCAGUAUUCUGUGUCUUUUCCCUCUCUAGUGUCAGAGCCCAGUAAAAGUUACAGUCUCCUGAAGACUGGCAGCUCCUCUUUGGCCUGAUCUGGUUCUGUGACAUAGAAGUACUGUGCCAUUUUUCCCUCCCCAGCAAUCCAGUCCCUGUUUGUUCAAUAUGUAAGAAGGCUGGAAUGCUGAAGCUUUGGGAUUUUUUAUAUCGAUGAGUAAGGACACAAGUUGCCAUGAAUUCAGGACACAAGGAGGGGAUGAGGAAGGUUGGAGGCCACUGUGAAAAAACAGGGUAAGGUUUUUGAGGGGUCUAGAAGAAUGGCUGGGGUAUCUCUGUUUAAUUCCCUAGCUGAAGAAAGGAUGCCUAUGGUAAUAUGGCAACCUUUGAUUUUUCAUCAAAGAUGAAAAAUAAUUUCAGGAAAGGUGAAAACUGGAUGAGAGGGAAAAAAAAAAAAAGUGUCAUCUAUUGAAUUUUGACCGGUAUGAAUAUUCUGACUGCAGCUUUUGCAGGCAGCAUAACAACAAAUGAAGCAGAAAGACUGAGUGUCUUUGGCCCUGCUCCAGCUGUGAGGAGACAUAGUAUGUCUGAUAACUUUCUGAAUCAGCUGCUGCAGGAUCUGUGUUUCUCUGGGGUCAGAGUCAUCCCACAGCUUAUUCGCUGUGAUACAGCCAGAGCGUUCCCUUCCCAGCACCGUGCUGGAAAUCCGGUUUGUUUAAUGGAAAACUUUUAUCAGAAAUAUGACUUAAGACCCGAAUUACUCUGAUCUGUCUGUAAAAUCUGCAAGCCACUUCAUUUUCAGAAGCAUUUGGCCCCUUCCCUGUUUGCUCAGCUAACCCUGCUAUUAAUAUGCACGCAGCUCGAGUGCACCGAGCGCCGCUGCUCCUCUGCUGCUGCCGUGGGUGAUAAGUACGGGUUCAGGCAGUGAACCAACACAGUAAUAAACUGUAAUUGUUUAGUGCACCUUGCCUUCUAAUGCAAUUUAAAUCCCUUCUAUCAAAUGCAAAUUUCCAGGUUCCUGAUUAGAGCUUUAAAUAGCAUUUUCUGUGCUCAUUCCUUAUCUUUCGCCAUCCACAAAGUGGCCUGUCAGUGACAGUGGGAUGGCAGAAUUCCCCCCCCCCUUGCUUUCCCUCCUAAAGGAAAGCUGCCUACUCACAUCUAGAAAUAAUGGGCUACAUUAAGAGUGAAGUAGUGUUUUUCUGUAGAGUCUAUCUCUUGCCCUCCCCAAGUUACUAUAACACGAGUAUUCUCACCACAUGCUAUUCAGUAUCCAUUGUUGCUUGCAGUAUGCAACCAAUAUUUGAAUCACUUUCAUUUUAAUAAGUCAGAGUCUGCUUCCUACUUGCUCCCUUCUCUCUUUCCUACAAAUAACUCAGUAUUGGGGUGGCUUUAGGCGAACUACCUGCCUGUGUUUAGUAGAAAUGCAAAUCCUUUGCUGAGUAGCAGUUGCUGUGGAAAUCACUCAAUCAUUGACCUGUUGUGGAAUAAAGGCAAAAAUGUCAAACUCUUUAAUGAUUUGCCUUAUCUAAGUUCUCAACUGGAAGAAGGAAAGCUUAAAUUGGUUCACUGGGGACAAGAGGUAUAGGGAUGGCAAGAAUAAUGGGAACAGGUGGGAGCAGCUCUGUAAGAUAGAUGGGCAGCAGAGUUUAUACUCCAAAUCUGAGCAGCUUGGAAGAUGAUGGGGCUGGUUUUUAGCUAGUGCAUCGUGUUUGAAUUUUACUAUUACUUAGCAGGCUGCCAAAACAGUGAGGGGAAAAAGAAAUCUACCCAUAGGUGUUGGGAAUCCAUUUUUUGGGUAAAAUAACAGAAUAUUUAGCUCUGCUCAGUGUUACAUUGUUCCAAACUCCUUAUCAUUAUUACCUCAGCUAUAAAGUAGGGAGUUUGUGCUCCAUUGAAGCUUAAUUAAAUGCCUGUGAAGUGCUUUGGGAUCCUGAGGUGAAUGUUACAGAAAUUAUUUUGUGAAAGCCUGGCCGAAAGUCCCAUCUCAUCUCCAGGUUACUAAAAAAGGCUUUAUUUUAAUUUUCCCAGGUUUAUUAUGUUUUAAUCAGAUAAUUAUUAAGCAAGUCUUAAUCUUAUCAAUAUAGAAACCUGUUAAAUCUAAGAGAUGGCUGAAAAAGAUAAUUAACUGCUUUACUGCAUGUGCUUUUAGGAGCUAAUCUUUACAGCUGGUAUCCUGAUUGCUCUCCUCUUAUUUUUAAUUUAUUUUUUUUUAAUACAAUUUUUUUUUUUUGGUCAUUGUGAUGUUUUAGUGCCUCCUGCUAUGGGUAGUAAUCAGCACUGUUCACAGAAUCAUAGAAUGAUUAAGGUAGGAAGGGACCUUAAAGAUCAUCAGGUUCCAACCUCCUUGCUGUAGAUUUACAUCAUUUGUUCUCAUCCUCUCCCCAGGAGCAAGAGGGUGUGUGCAGCUUGACAGUGGAAAAGUUUGUCUAGGGUGCCCUAGGGUUGUCAGAGAAAGGAAGCUGGAAAGAAUCUCUGCCUUUGCAGCCCAUGUGCAAGGAGCAGCUUGUGUUAUCAUUCUGCCCUUCAUACUUUUUAAGCUUGAAAGUGUUUUUUUUAAAAAACUGAACUAUGCAAACAGAAUUCUUGGCCUUUUAUCAGUGGUCACUUAACUAUAAAUCUUGUAACGUGGAACCUCUGGGUCAUAGGAAAGUCUGCCAUGAUGUUAAUUAGUUACUUCAAUGGUUACAUAGUGAUCGUGAUCAAGAUGCUGAUAAGAGAUUUGUUUAGUAUUUGAGGAAUUUGGGGAAACUUUCAAAUCAAUUAAAUGUAGCUGCUUGGCUCCAGUGAAAACAAUUGAAGCUAAGAGAGAACAGCACUUGUGUGAAUGGUGUUAAUGAGCUACCUCAGUGACUGACAUGGUGUCUGGUUUAGUUGAUGGGCUCUGGUAGCAGCAGGGAACCUGUCUUUGCCCAGUUCUUUUCAGUAGCAAGAAAUAAACCAGUAUUGUGAGAAGUGAACAAAAAACGCCUAAUAUUCCUACUUCUGUUGCACAGUGAACUAUUAAGCACAAGCCCUGUUGAUUACAUUGGUUUCUACUGCUUGUCCAUGGAAUUCAAUUUGGCCGAUGGUGUCCAUCAGCAACCAAAACCCUUAAAAAUGAGGCUGUAGCUUCUUUUGUUAACAAUGCUGGCUUGUCAAAGAUGUGCAGUUUGUUCCGUUUGUCUUCAGUGAGAAAUUCUCUGAAGUGCAGUGAUAAUUUGCCUGGAUGGCAACAUGGGGGAACUGUAAUCUUUCUCUUUGUUUGAUCGGUGCGGAGACUGUGAUUUUUCUUGUGUGUUUCCAUCCUAUUCCUGGUGAUUGCUUCUGACCUAGCAGAGAACUCUCUGCAGCCUGAGAAGUGGUCAUCUGAGCUGCCUUCUCACCUCUUCAGGGAAAGGAGUUUGUUAUUGCAGACCAGUGUCCCUCCUGGUUGGUAAGAAUUGACUGAUCCUGGGGAUAGAGCAGAAAUCUUGGUUCUGUGGUCAGGCAUUUGCAUAACCCUGUAGAGCUGGUGCCACUGAAUGAGCAGAGCUUCCCACAAAGUGGGGGUGGGAGGCUGAACGCAGGGGUAGACUUUGAGAGUGGGUUGCUGCCUGGUCUGCCAUGUAUUAUGCAUUUGUAUACCAGGAAUUAUCAGUGUCUAAAAUAACCUGUGAAAAUUCUAAGUAACAAAAGCACCAUUUACAUUACUAAACAGUGGUGAAUUCUAAUGCUUUUUUAUUUGUAUUGUUACACUGACUUGAAUUUUUGAAUGUUUAGCUAAUUGAGUUGUUGCUAAGACUGUAGUUGUAUCAACUGUUUCAUUCAGUAUUCCUGUAGUAAACAUUUGCUAGGAGGUUGCUUUCUCUGCCUGCCUUGUUUUCACCACAGUCAUCUAGUGUUUACACAUACAUUUUAGCCUCUGUGCCAUUUUUGAAGGCUUUAUUUGUCUCAUUUAUGUUUUUGGUUUGGAUAAUACUUAAAUAUGAAAUCCAUCUGGGAAACAUAUUGUAUAUUCACGUUGAGGGUAAAGCCAGUUUUUAAUUAAAAUUUUAUACAGCACUUGUA